GGUACCUUUAGUCCUGUAUCGCAGUCGUUCACAGUCUCCUCACAUUUGCACUUUGGUUGGUCUUGCAGCUCAUUCAUCAGCGGCUGCAGAGAGGCUGAGAAGCAUACAGUUUUUGCUGAGAUGGGGCCUGCGUCAGAAUGCCGGACCCUAAGCAAAGACGAUGUCAAUUACAGAAUGCAUUUCCGUAUGAUUAACGAACAGCAAGUGGAAGAUAUCACCAUUGAUUUCUUCUACAAACCCCACACGAUCACGCUGCUCACUUUUACGACAGCCAGUCUCAUGUACUUUGCUUUUACUAGAAAUGAUUCAGUGCAAGAAGACAAUCUGUGGGUAGGCAUGAUCUUGGUGAUUUUCUUCUUUCUCAUCAUCAGUAUUCUAGCAUUUCCUAAUGGGCCGUUUACAAGACCACAUCCAGCAAUAUGGCGCAUGGUUUUUGGUCUGAGUGUUCUGUACUUCCUCUUCCUGGUGUUUGUGCUCUUUCUGAACUGGGAGCAGGUGAAGGGGGUCAUGUACUGGCUGGACCCUAACCUGCGCUAUGCCACUCGUGAAGCUGACAUCAUGGAAUAUGCUGAAAACUGCCAUGACAUCACAUGGGAGCGGAUUGUCAGCCAUUUUGACAUCUUUGCAUUCGGGCAUUUCUGGGGAUGGUCCAUGAAGGCCCUCCUGAUCCGCAGUUACGGUCUCUGCUGGACAAUCAGUAUCACAUGGGAGAUGACAGAGCUUUUCUUCAUGCACUUGUUACCUAACUUUGCGGAAUGUUGGUGGGAUCAGGUAAUUCUGGACGUUCUUCUUUGCAACGGGGGUGGGAUCUGGCUCGGAAUGACUGUGUGCCGCUUCUUGGAGAUAAGGACUUACCACUGGGCAAGCAUCAAGGAUAUUCACUCCACCACAGGAAAGAUCAAGAGAGCCGUGUUACAGUUCACUCCAGCCAGCUGGACCUAUGUGCGCUGGUUUGACCCUAAAUCGUCUUUUCAGCGGGUGGCAGGAAUCUACCUCUUCAUGAUAAUCUGGCAGCUGACAGAGUUGAAUACAUUUUUCCUGAAACAUAUCUUUGUGUUCCAAGCCUGUCACGCACUGAGCUGGUGCAGAAUUCUGUUCAUUGGCAUCAUUACAGCCCCCACCGUACGGCAGUAUUAUGCUUAUCUCACUGAUACACAGUGUAAAAGAGUUGGAACUCAGUGCUGGGUGUUUGGUGCCAUUGCAUUCUUGGAAGCCCUUAUUUGCAUUAAAUUUGGGCAAGAUCUGUUCUCCAAAACGCAGGUCCUUUACGUAAUCCUUUGGCUUGUGUGCGUGGCCUUGAUUACUUUCCUCUGUUUGUAUGUGAUGGUUUGGUACGCAGAAUACACUGGACAGAGGCCACAGACUUAUUCUGAGAGUGAAGAUAGUAGCUACCUUGAUUCGCCUCGUUACCAGUAUGAGAAUUUAAAAGAUGAACGUGACUCGGUAAUUGCUUCACACUCCACUGAGCACAGCACAUCAAGACGGAGAAAAGGAUCUUCCAAGGCCAAAUCAACCAAUGGAGUGAGUGGCAAGAAAUAAGAGGACACAAUGUGAAGAGAAUGCCGGACUGUGCCUAGAGAAGAGCUGAAGAGGGCUGAAGAGGGCUUGGGACACUGGUUUGGAAUACAGUUAGCAGGGUGCACAUGGGGAAAAAAAAGCACCAGAAGCCAAGGGCUGGAGUCUUCAAUCAAUUUCAGAUCAUUGCUCACUCUUAAACUCACCACUCGUAGGUCUGUUGCAGUGUUUUCGAUUGCCUGUGAUCAACCUAAUUAUGGGAAAUCAAUAGAAGUGUGUGUGCGUGCGUGUUUUGGUUGGUUUGUUUGUUUGUUUGUUUGUUUGUUUUUAAGCAGCAAAGCCGCUUUUAUAAAUUGGGAGAUGAUGUUUUAUGGGCAGAAUGCUUUGAUCAAGCAGCUGGUCUGACACAGUUGUGACUGGUCUGGUUUUAUUAAUUUGUUUACUCUCUCUAGAUAAAUCAUAGUAAAGCACACGCUUUUGCACUUUCUAACUUGCCUGUUACUUUAAAACAAUAGCUUUGUGUACAGACAGAUGUGUCCUGUCUUCUAUGAGCUUGAUUCACUGAGAUGAUUUUUCUGAUGUUGCUUGCAAUGCCAGUUCUUGAUCUACUGUAAGAAUGGAGCUGGCAAGGCAUCCAUUUCUUGUUCAGAUGUUUAUUAUAUUUUAACUCCACCAAGACUAUAUUAACUCCACCAAGACUGUCUAACUGCCAUUCAGUGCAAAUGAAAACUGAUAUAUCAACAAAAAAGAGGCAUCUAGGUAUAUCUACAACAUCUAUUUAUAUCCACUGUGUUGGCUCCAUAUGGUACGCAAUAAUAAAUAAAUAGUUAUUUAUUAUCUGUAUGGUUUUAUUAUAUGCAUUCCAAGUCAUACAUCUUUCACAUGCAUACCACCGUAGAACUAUAUACUUUUGAGAGAGCCAUUAAAAAUAUUGUGCACAACCUAUACCUACCCAGGUAAGGGAUUUAGUGUAAGAUAUUUAGCAAUAAUAUAUAGCUUAAAGGUAAAGACACUCGGUUGCCACAUACAAAUUGUGUGUUUACAACAAUAAGCGUUGAAUGCUUCCUGUGCUAUUUUCAGAAUGCCAUUACCUUAACGGUGCCCAUAUAAAAAUCAUGUUUACCUGUGGGGAUCUAAUUGUAGUGUGUCCUCAUUGUAAAUGUUGUCAUUUUGUUAUGUGCUCAAGUGUAAGACCUACCUCUGGAGUGUUGUCCUACAUAAAUAGUUUUGUUUUCAUGACGCACCCCAUUUUGUAAAAUAAGAAACAUACUGAAGUAUCAAGUGAAGCAAAAACAACAUCCCUUUAAAAUAAAUCCUGCUGAAAAACUGAUGAUCUAACCAGUUUUAUUUAUUUCAAGGGCAAAUCAAUUAUUAUUAUUAUUAUUUUUUUUUUUUUUUAACAGAGCGUCACUUUGGGAGCCAAAACUAUUGUUAUCAAACAAAAGCUGAUGAACAUUGUAGGGGAUGUUUUGCGGGCAUAAAUACUCCUAAUUGCCUAAAUUAGACAUGCAGUUUACCUGAGGAAUCACAUUAAAUAAGACUAAUUGUGUUUAUUGCACUACUCAUUUAGAAAUGUAUUAAAAGAAAGACAUAUUGUAGAUAGGCAAUAAUAUGAAGUUCCCCUAAAAAUUCAUAUAUCUUUCAAUUAAAAUACCUAUUUGUAUUUCUGUUUCCAAAUAUACCGUCAGGUUUAAGUUUUAACUGCUUUCUUGUAAUCUAUAUUCUGUGACUAACAUUUCUUUUGAAGGGGAUCUAAAACAAAUAUAUAGUGUAAUACAUGAUUUUGGAGACUGGGAGCACUGAGUAAUUUUGGUCGUCCACAUAAUUCAUUAAACAAAAGCUUUGAAACAGUCACCUGGAUUUUUUUUUUUUUUUAGUUAUAUGUAAGGGAGUUCAAAUUUAAAUGAUUAAUUGAAUUGAGGGAGACCCUGUUGAGGAUGGCAUGUACCAAAGGUUUAAGGCAGAACUUGGUGGGACUAUAUACUUCAAGAACCAUACAGUUUGAUAUGGGUCAGAUUGUCAGGUUGCUUUCCUCAACAGUAACUGGCACCCCCCACCCUAUCCAUGAAACCAGCUAUCCUAUAGCUGUGUACAUCUUGGUGGGCUUUAGAGCUGCAGCUGGGAUCUCAGUCCUGUUUAUAUUAAAUCACUAUUGCAGUUAAUAGAUGCAGUUUCACUGGUUCUUCGCAUGAUCUGUUAAAUCUUGAAAACGUACUGUUUCUACCAUAUAUGCAAAGGUUGUGUGGCUGUAAAUGUUUUGUGACGUCCAGUGUGUAUUUGUAACAAGAUAAAACAUAUGUCCAAAGUCCACUCAGUUUUAUCUUUUGCAUGUUACUUUGAGAAAGACUUGGGUCAGUAUGAUGUACUUUUAUGUAAGAAUUAACUCAGAAAAGUGAAAAAAUGUGUUGAUCAGAAACUGAACGUGUAAAAUAUAUAUAUAUUACGGUUAACAUUGUAUUGGGUCUGUGCCAAUGACGUAUGGUUUUGUAUUAUAAUUUCCUUUGCAGUAUUUGGAAGAGGUUAGUUGAUAGUUUAGACAGGAUCUGGCUGUUCAAAAGGUACUGUUUACAGUAAAUAAAAGAUUGUGAUAAUCAGAAAAUGUAUCCAUGCUGUAUUGACUGGGUUACACUCUUAGGCUCUUAUAAACUGUUGAUGUAAGGAUAUGGAAAACAUGUACAAGCUACCUAAUCCAUCUGUGUGCACAUAAAACUGUUGCUAGUAAUACAUUUGAUGCUGACAGUUGUGUAAAAAACAGUUUUAAAUGUUAACAUCCAAUCUGUAAAGGGUGAAUUUAUUUAGCCCAAGGAACAGUAUUUGCUGUUGUGUUUAUUUUCAAAUAGAACUGUUCCAAAACCACUCAUACGUGUAUUUGUAUGCUGUGUGUUCAAUCCAGAAAAAAAAAAAAAAACGCAUGUUGUAAUACAGGUAGCUGUAUGUAAAGUAAUGCACAUGCCAUAUAGUGAAUAACUGGCCGUAAGAUUAAGUGGAGCUUUAUGUAUACAGUAUAACUGUGACUGACUUCUCAGGAAAAUGCAAACACGUUUGUGAUAUUAGAAAACGAAUGACUUUGAAAUAAAUCUACAAAAAUAACCCUAUCCACAUUUGUUCUAUAGACCAGUUUUGUUCAUAUUUUUACAAUUGUUUUAUUUUCAUCUGUUUACUGUAGCAUUUUUUAUUUAUUUACUUGUGUAGAAGGAUCCAUUAAUGCUUGCUGUUAAAAUGUCCAGAUCAUCUAUUAAUAAUAUGUAUUAAGCUCAAAUAAAAUAGCCAAAAACGCAA
This is a messenger RNA of Acipenser ruthenus (sterlet), 4794 nucleotides long. Its product is annotated as phosphatidylserine synthase 1-like. The transcript has 13 exons. Gene Ontology annotation, biological process: phosphatidylserine biosynthetic process. NCBI's taxonomy places the organism in Eukaryota, Metazoa, Chordata, Actinopteri, Acipenseriformes, Acipenseridae. The coding region runs from base 121 to 1539 and encodes 472 amino acids. Gene Ontology annotation, molecular function: L-serine-phosphatidylethanolamine phosphatidyltransferase activity. The record is from RefSeq and is a predicted model, not a curated record.